Molecule: messenger RNA, 614 nt
Organism: Stylophora pistillata
Lineage: Eukaryota; Metazoa; Cnidaria; Anthozoa; Scleractinia; Pocilloporidae
Molecular function (GO): extracellular matrix structural constituent
Source: RefSeq, a predicted model, not a curated record
CCGUCCGCUCCGCGCCGAUGGAGAAAUCAAAGACAAAACCAAUCUUUAACUCUUUGGUGUUUUCGACGUUAUUUCUCUCCUUUGUUUGCUUCGCCGGACUGAUUCGCGUCGAGAUCGAGCUUCACGCUCAUCGACAAAUGCUUCAAGUCUUGAAUCAACCGACAGACGAGAAACUGGUGCUAAAGAAUACAGCAAACGACGAAAAGACGAACGAGAUGAAUAUUUUAUACUCAGAAAAAGAACUUCAAACUCGUCAAAGACGGCAAGUGAAAAAUACAGACGAGAGGUCAAACGCCAAUGUCAGCAUCGAUCGUGAGGCGAUCAGAAAAGAAGUGCGACUUGUUAUGAGCAGCCAGGCUUGUAGCGCCCAGUGCCCAAAAAGCAUCAGGGGAAGACGAGGGAGACCCGGUCAGAGAGGCCCCCCAGGAAAAAAUGGAUCACCUGGGCCAAAAGGAAUUCCGGGACCAGCUGGACCAAUAGGCCCCCCAGGUAAACACGGACCAUCUGGGCAACAAGGAAUAAUGGGCCCUAAGGGAAACCAUGGUCCUCAGGGCAUUCAGGGACCUCCCGGACCUAUUGGCCCUCCUGGAACCCUGAUGGCAAAGAAGGUGUGA